GAUUCACAGAAAGUGUUGAAUUUGUUAAAUGAGAGACAGCUGAUGCCCCCUGAUGGUAUCGAGACAGCAAAGCCUACCCUUCCACCACAAUUUAAGAAUGUUUAUUGUGACCCAGAUGUAUUUAGAUGUACCUUGAAUGCUGUACCGAAAACAUCUUCAUUACUUGGUAAAUCCAAAUUGCCUCUAGGAGUUCUGAUUCAUCCUUUUAGAGAUUUGUCGAAUUUGCCUGUCAUCCAGUCCAGUGUGAUUGUCAGAUGUCGAGCCUGUAGGUCGUACAUUAAUCCUUAUGUGACAUUUAUUGAUCAGAGAAAGUGGAAAUGCAACUUAUGCUUCAGGACAAAUGAUUUGCCAGAAGAGUUCUCAUUUGACCCAGUCAGCAAGACAUAUGGCGACCCUCAGAGAAGGCCAGAAGUGAAGUCAGCAACAAUUGAAUUUAUUGCUCCCUCAGAAUACAUGUUGAGACCACCCCAGCCUGCAGUCUACCUGUUUUUGUUGGAUGUAUCUUUCAAUGCAGUGGAAACAGGAUACUUGCAGCAUUUCUGUCGUGUUCUGAUGGAGGAGUUGGACAGGUUACCUGGCGACGCCCGGACAUCUGUUGGAUUUUUAUGUUACGACAAAUCUCUGUAUUAUUUCAACCUGGCAGACAAUUUGUCCCGGCCACAAAUGUUGUGUGUUCCAGAAUUAGAAGACCCAUUUUUGCCGAGCCCAGACAGUCUGCUAGUGAAUCUGCAUGAGAGCAAGGAACUUGUGGUGGAGCUUCUGAAGCAGCUGCCAAAGUUGUUUGAAGGGAACUUUGAGACUGGUAGUGCUCUAGGAGCAGCCCUGCAGUCUGGUCUCAAGCUUAUGAGUCUUACAGGUGGAAGGAUGACAGUCAUGCAGACUUGCUUACCUACUAUUGGGCCAGGAGCUCUUCAAAACAGAGAUACUGGAAACACCUCAGGAAAGAAUGUAGCUAACAUUGGUCCUGCUACUGACUUCUACAAGAAACUGGCCCUGGAUUACUCUAAACAUCAGAUAGCAGUAGAUCUUUUCAUGUUGAAUGGACAGUAUGCAGACAUAGCCACAUUAUCUUGCAUUUCUAAGUACACUGCUGGAUGUGUCUAUUACUACCCUUCAUUUCACACACUGAAGAAUCCAGGAUUGGCGGAGAAGUUCAGUACAGAUCUUCGCAGAUACCUGACCAGGAAGAUUGGCUUUGAAUCUGUGAUGAGAAUUCGGUGCACAAGAGGGUUGAGCAUCCACACAUUCCAUGGAAACUUCUUUGUGAGGUCUACUGACCUGCUGUCGCUGCCCAACAUCAACCCUGAUGCCGGGUUUGGCAUGCAGAUUUCUAUUGAAGACAACCUCGACCAUGUCAGCUUCUUCUCAUGUCUAUUGUGUGAGCGCAGGAUAAGGGUGCACACAUUGUGUUUACCUGUGACGGAACAGCUGAGUGAGAUCUUCGUCUCAGCUGACCAGCUCGCUGUGGCUGCUUUGCUAGCAAAAAUGGGUAUCGAUGCUCGUGAGUCGAUGAUUAAUGCAACCGUAGAUGCCCUUUCAGCAUACGCUCAACAGAUUCCAGCAGCACAGCGAGUGGGUGCACUAGUGGCUCCAUUUUCACUUCGACUGAUGCCGAUGUUAAUGUUGGCAGUGUUGAAAAAUCUUGCUUUCAGCCAAGCAGGCAAUACAAAAGUAGACGAUCGAGUGUUUGCUUUGCAGCAAUGUAAAGUGUUACCUGUAGGGUAUCUCAUUCAGAAACUGCUGCCACACCUUUACCCGCUGCAUCAGCUGAGCAGUGAAAAACCACUAAAAUAUGGAAAAGAAGUGAUCCCAAGUGCUCCAUUACUACCACUAUCAUCUGCUAGUCUUAGCCAUGCUGGACUCUUUCUUCUGGACACAGGAGAGAGCAUGUACUUGCUAGUCGGAGGUGAAAUUGAAAAUCAGACGUGCCAGGAUGUCUUCGGCAAACCUGAUUUCUUGUCGAUACUUGAUGGCAUGGAAAGUCUGCCAGAGCUGGACAACCCGACCUCCAGGAAUAUACGAAGCUUUAUCAGCUACCUCAAGGAUGCCAGACCUCAUGGAGUUACUUUCUCCGUUAUCAGAGAUUUCAGUGGUGCUAACAGAUUCUCGUUUUUCCAACAUCUGCAUGAGAACAAGACAGAAACCAGCAUGUCGUAUUACGAAUUUCUUCAGUUCUUACAAGGCAAAGCUAAAGGAUGA
Messenger RNA from Candidula unifasciata, 2199 nucleotides. Lineage: Eukaryota; Metazoa; Mollusca; Gastropoda; Stylommatophora; Geomitridae. The record is from the annotation of a GenBank genome assembly.